AUGACAAUAAUAUCAGAAGUCGCCUCUAAAGUGAAGGAUAUUUGCUUAGUACCUCCUACGGAAGAGGAAACAUCCUCAUCAAAACAAAAUCUCAAAAAUUCAAAACAGUCCCAGCCGGAACCGAAACGGCCCGUCCUCGAGAUCACGUCCUAUGAUCGCUUCACUCCACCAAGUCCGACACCCGACCUUGAAUACGACUGCCGCAUAACCAACAACCCAUCUGAAGAACUCCGUAAAACAUGCACGGGGCUCGAUGCCAUUUUGCAAGAAGAGCUUAUGAGCCGGAGCUCGUUUAGCAACAUGGUUACACGGGCGGAAAGCGACAUUAGACGUCUUAUGGAGGUGGAAGACGUGAGGGCUCUUCGGGCAGGUGAGACGGCUAUUGUGAGGGUAGGAUGUCUCUGCGGGAGCGGACAUCAUCGCAGUGUAGCGUUUGCAGAAAAGCUGGGACAGGUGCGGUGGUGUGAGCAAGGGGAGUGGGAAGUCAGGGUCUCGCAUCGAAAUCUCACCAGUGGAGUAGAGGAGAUGAAGCGGAUUAAGAGUGAGAAGAGCAAGAUGAGGGAAAAUAAAGAGAUAGAAAAGAAGGACAUACAUGGUUGUGCUGGAGGAGCGGCGCGGAAAUAA
Molecule: messenger RNA, 624 nt
Organism: Bipolaris zeicola 26-R-13
Lineage: Eukaryota; Fungi; Ascomycota; Dothideomycetes; Pleosporales; Pleosporaceae
Exons: 1
Coding region: 1-624 (207 amino acids)
Source: RefSeq, a predicted model, not a curated record